Branchiostoma floridae (Florida lancelet) is the source of this 1392-nucleotide messenger RNA. Its product is annotated as zinc finger protein 525-like. Gene Ontology annotation, cellular component: nucleus. Gene Ontology annotation, biological process: regulation of transcription by RNA polymerase II. The transcript has 2 exons. Gene Ontology annotation, molecular function: RNA polymerase II transcription regulatory region sequence-specific DNA binding; DNA-binding transcription factor activity, RNA polymerase II-specific. The record is from RefSeq and is a predicted model, not a curated record. NCBI's taxonomy places the organism in Eukaryota, Metazoa, Chordata, Leptocardii, Amphioxiformes, Branchiostomatidae. The coding region runs from base 67 to 948 and encodes 293 amino acids.
UUUCCCCAACCUGACAACACAUCAACCUCACAGGUACAGGUACAGGUACAGGAGAGCAAAGGUGAUAUGGGAAGGUAUGUAGUUGAAAACACCGAUGAGAAACCCUGCAUGUGUGGGGAGUGUGGAUACAGAACAGCUCAAAAGUCUGACUUAACCAAACACAUGAGAACCCACACAGGCGAAAGACCCUACAAGUGUGACCAGUGUGACUAUUCUGCAGCACAAAAAUCUACUUUGGACCAACAUCUAAGAAAACACACCGGUGAGAAACCCUACAUAUGUGGGGAGUGUGGAUACAGGACAGCUCAUAAAGUAAGCUUAUCCCGACAUAUGAGAACACAUACAGGAGAGAAACCCUACAAGUGCGAUCUGUGUGACUAUUCUGCUGCACAGAAGUCGAAUUUGGUCCAGCAUCUGUCACAACACACUGGUGAGAAACCCUACAUGUGUGGAGAGUGCGGUUUUAGGGCAACUCGGAAGUCUACACUGUUGGCACAUAUGAGAAUCCACACAGGGGAAAGACCCUACAAGUGUGACCAGUGUGACUAUUCUGCUGGACAGAAAUGUGAUUUGGACAAACAUCUAGUAAAACACACCGGUGAGAAACCCUACAUGUGUGGGGAAUGUGGGUACAGGGCAAAUUAUAAAGUAAGCCUAUCACAACAUAUGAGCAUCCACACAGGAGAAAAACCCUACAAAUGUGACCAGUGUGACUAUUCUGCUGCAGAAAAGCUUAAUUUGAUUGACCAUCAAAGAAGACACACCGGUGAGAGACCCUACAUGUGUGGGGAGUGUGGGUACAGGGCAGCUCAAAGAUCUACCUUAUCCCAACAUAUGAGGACACAUACAGGAGAGAAACCCUACAAAUGUGACCAGUGUGACUAUUCUGCUGCACGGAAAUCCACUUUGAACAAGCAUGUAAGAAGGCACACAGAUAAAAAGACCUAGCUGUGCGGAGUGUGUCAUAACAGGGCAACUCAAAUGUCUAAAUAGCAAAGCAUAUAAGAGCCCACAGAGGAGGGAAACCACAGAAGUGUCAUCAGUGUAACUACUUUGCAGCAAUGAAAUCUCACCAUUAUCUACUAUUAAUGUACUAAAAACCUUGUAGGGUUUAUGACAAAUGUUCCAGAUAGAGUGCUUGUGUAAAAUAGCUCCUAGUCAUUGACUCAUAGAGGUUGGUUUUGCAUCUGAGAUAGUUUUAGUACCUAUAUAGUAAGGCGUACUUGUUUAAUUGUGAGGAAAAAAUCGACACUUAAUGUCUUCUUUUCACUCAGUGGAAAAAUUUUUGAACUUUUUAAACAUCCGUAUAUUUCUUUGAUUUAUAAGAAAGAAUAACAUCUACAAGAAUCUCACAUUGUAUAUACUAUUUCUAUGCAUGUAUUUGGUACAUGU